This is a messenger RNA of Stegostoma tigrinum, 1860 nucleotides long. RefSeq names its product T cell activation inhibitor, mitochondrial (gene tcaim). The record is from RefSeq and is a predicted model, not a curated record. Gene Ontology annotation, cellular component: mitochondrion. The transcript is spliced from 10 exons. Lineage: Eukaryota; Metazoa; Chordata; Chondrichthyes; Orectolobiformes; Stegostomatidae. The coding region runs from base 189 to 1649 and encodes 486 amino acids.
CCUCUGGAAUGCAUUGCGCCGCCCUGAUAAUCGGUUUCUCUGGGAGCUACUGCUGCUCCCUGAUGAUCGGUCUCUCUGGUGUGGAUUACUCGAGCGUGCCCUCGUUGUCCCGGUGACCGUCAGGCAAAGUGAGCGCGGCGCCCGGAGCUGGGACUGACAGCUGGGCUUGGCCGAGGCCCGUGGCCCGGAUGCUCCGCUUUCUGGGCAGAUUCUGUGCAGGAAUAGCCAAUCAUCAGAUUUGUCGAAUGAGCAUCUUGUCAGUGACUGAAGCUGUGAAUGCCCUGAGACCUUUCUACUUUGCUGUACACCCAGAUUUCUUUGGCCAGUAUCCGAGAGAGAGGGAAGUGAAUGAAAAUUCCCUCAAGCAGUUGAAUAGCUACUUGGAGUGCAUGCAAAGACCGGGGCAGAAACCCCUUCAACCCACAAAACUCACAUUCUACAUCAGAGACACAAGUUGUGAUCCAAAUGCACCCCAGCGCCAUGUAAAUACCUCAGGGUUUCGACCAGUCACUUUUACGCUACAGAGUAAGGACCUCCUCAGUGUGGUUGUAACGAUCUUGAAAUCCUGCAGUUUAUCCACUGAUCAUGUGCAAGAUUCACAGAUUGACAGGGGCCUGCCUGAGCGGACCAGGAACGUUCUAUUUGGUAGACCUAUCAAAUGGGAUAAGACCUACUACACUGUCACUGGCUACAGGGACCCAGAGGAAGAGUUGGACUGCACUGUCCGUAUGGAACCUGCACUUGGGUUGUGGUUGCAUAAAAACAGAGCUACUGCCUCCGAGAAGUUAACUAUCAGUAUUCCACUGCGAGAUGAGCUGAAUCAUUUAAAAACGCAACUGUGUCAGCAACUGGAGAUAGCUGAUAUCAGGUGGCAGAGAAGUUGGGGAGUAGCUCAUCGAUGUAGCCAGUUACACAGCCUUGCUCGUUUCACGCAGCAGAACUCUCCAGAAUUACGUAAUAUCAAAGGAUGUACUCUAAUCUUUGCUGAUAACUCUGGGAUGAAUGCUGCAGGGCAGAUUAUGUUAGGAACUGUGGAUGUCCAUCAUCACUGGACAAAACUAUUGGAGAGGUUGCCCAUCUACUAUGAUCUUCACAGCCAUCUUUCUGUGUUGAAAGAGAGGACCAGCUACCUUCUGGGAGACGUUGAGUUAGUUUAUGAUGAGGAUCUACAGCCAACAAUAAUGGUCGAAGAUUAUUACAGAAUGUUAAAGACCUUCUAUCAGAAUUUGAUCGUUGUUCAACCUCUGUUUCAUCCACGAAGUCUAAAGGGACUGCAAAUAAUUCUAGAGAAUGAUUCUUCUGCUCCUAGCCUCCUUAAAGCAGGUCAGCUGAGCAUACCUGUGACAUGUGACCCCACUACCUUUCAAUGGUUUGUUUUGGCUCAUUCACAAAGAGCCAGGACCUACUUGAGAAGAGAGGAAGAAUUGGAACGGAAACAGAAGACACUGAUCAGGGAUUGCAUUGAACGACUUGGACUCAAGAGACUAUAUAAGGAGCCCAGUGUGUCCAGCCAACAAAUGGUGAAAUGCUGUCAAAGACUCCUUGAAGGACACAUCAGUGAGUUGCAAGGGAUGCACCUGUGUAUCUCCCAUUUCUAUACAGUGUUACAGGAUGGUGACUUGUGCGUGCCCUGGGACUGGAAACAGUAGCUUAGGAGAAUAAGGAAAAGAGACUGGAUCCAAGAUGCUCCUCACAAUCUCAGCCUGAAGCCUUGUGAAGCUAACAAGUGAAUGGAACUGGAAGUGUGCAUGUUUUUGGAACUAUAGCUAAUAGCCAAGGCUGGGGAAAUUCCAGGUUGCCCACAGAGCUGAAUUGUAACGUGAAUUAAAAUGUGUCAUUAAAAAAUUUGCCAACAUCAAA